GCACAUGACUAAUCACGUGAUUUCUGCAAAACACGGGGUGGUGUGUAUAAAAGUGGUCCAAGCAGCGCGCGCACACACGCUGACACACACACAGACAAAGUGAACGUGGUCCAGGAUGAAGUGCCUGUCUUUGCUGUUCCUGGCCUGUGCACUGGCCGUGUGCUGGGCUCGUCCACAUCUACGUCCGCUCUCUCCUGAGAUGGUCGACUACAUCAACAAGGCUAACAGUACAUGGACAGCUGGACAUAAUUUUGGGAAGGUGGAUUACAGCUAUGUGAAGCAGUUGUGUGGAACGUGGCUGAAGGGACCCAAACUCCCCGUCAUGGUUCAGUACGCUGGAACAGUCAAGCUUCCUAAGAAUUUCGAUCCUAGAGAGCAGUGGCCCAACUGCCCAACUCUAAAGGAAAUCCGAGACCAGGGUUCAUGUGGGUCAUGCUGGGCGUUUGGAGCAGCUGAAGCAAUCUCCGACCGAAUCUGCAUCCACAGUCAAGGCAAAGUGAGCGUGGAGAUCUCUGCCCAGGACCUGCUGACCUGCUGCUCUGAUUGUGGGAUGGGAUGUAACGGUGGAUACCCGUCUGCUGCUUGGGAUUACUGGACUACUCAGGGUCUGGUGACGGGUGGACUCUAUGACUCUCAUAUCGGAUGUCGUCCGUACACUAUUGAACCCUGUGAGCAUCACAUCAACGGCUCUCGCCCUCCGUGCACCGGUGAGGGCGGAGACACGCCAGAAUGUGACCAGAAAUGUGAACCCGGCUACAGUCUCUCAUACCAGCAGGACAAGCACUUCGGAAAACAAUCCUAUAGAAUUGAACCUGAUGAGACUCAGAUAAUGCAAGAGCUCUACAAGAAUGGUCCAGUGGAGGGCGCUUUCACUGUGUAUGAGGACUUUCUUCUGUACAAGUCUGGUGUUUAUCAGCACGUCACUGGCUCUGAAUUAGGAGGUCACGCCAUCAAGAUCCUGGGCUGGGGAGAGGAAAACGGCACCCCCUACUGGCUGGCUGCUAACUCAUGGAACACCGAUUGGGGCGAUAAUGGUUAUUUCAAGAUCCUGAGAGGUUCAGAUCACUGUGGAAUCGAGUCGGAGAUGGUAGCUGGGAUCCCCAAGUAACUCCUGUGUGUGAAGAAAACUGAAGAUCGUUUAUUCAGAAGAAGCAGCAAUGAUGUAAUGGGACAAAAUUUUGCAAAAUCGUGUGUUUAGUAUUUCAAGACUUAUUUUUAAAAAAAAUUUAAUUACAUUUUAGAAUUUUCAGGUUGCAGAUUAUGCUUUUUAUUUUUUUGUAUGUUGAAUUAAUAAACGGACGUUGCUUUUUAAGUGAUUCUGCAGACAUUUCAAAUAAAAUGUACACAAUCCCGUUUCUUAAAUGGUUCACAGUUUUACUUGUAUGUACUGUAUAUUACUUGUAUGCAGUUUAUUUGUGCAAAAAAAGGACUUCUGCAAAUGUCUUCCAAUAUGCUGAAAGUGCAGAUUAAAGGGACACAACACUA
Molecule: messenger RNA, 1485 nt
Organism: Clarias gariepinus (North African catfish)
Lineage: Eukaryota; Metazoa; Chordata; Actinopteri; Siluriformes; Clariidae
Gene: ctsba
Product: cathepsin Ba
Exons: 10
Coding region: 116-1108 (330 amino acids)
Biological process (GO): regulation of catalytic activity
Cellular component (GO): lysosome
Molecular function (GO): cysteine-type endopeptidase activity
Source: RefSeq, a predicted model, not a curated record